CUGCAGUCCCGUCUCGUGCUGUGAAGACAUCAUCUCCCAGCAGCCCGCGCGAGGCGAGCGUUCCAUGAAUGAUCAGCUUUAAGUUCACCUUCAGCGGCGGAGUUGGCUGAUAAAAAAAAAAAUACAAAUUCAAUAUAUAGCAUACGGAUUGUGUUGAUAUUCCAGCCGAUAUGAACGGCAGAAUGCACAAUGCUACCCCUGAGCUGGAGAUCUGUCUGAAAAGGGGACCAUCUGGCCUGGGGUUCAACAUUGUCGGGGGGACAGACCAGCAGUACAUCUCCAAUGACAGCGGCAUCUACAUCACCAAAAUCAAGGAGCAGGGGGCGGCAGCGCUGGACGGGCGUCUCCAGGAGGGGGACCGGAUCCUGGCGAUCAAUGGGUGUGAGCUGCAGAAUCUGUCCCACCAGGAGGCUGUGGAGCUCUUCAGGACGGCCGGGGAGGAUGUGAGGCUCCGGGUGCUGCAGGGGCACUCCGCUCAGAUGAACGGUCCGGCGGGGUCGAGGGGCGGGGCUGAGCCGUCCAUCUCGCUGCUCGGAGUUCUGGCUGUAUCGGGAGCGCUGGCUCUCGCAGCGAUGGUGUACUUGAGAUUCAGGCACCGGAUCGGCAUGCGUUGAACACAGCGUCACCAUUUAUUAUUACAUUAGAUUAUUAUUAUAAUGUUGUUUUUUAUUUCUUUUUUCUUUAAAGAAAACCAGACUGAUUUAAUUUUCCCCCCACCAUUUCACUGAUAUGUUUUAUUUGUGAAUUGCUGCUGCUGCUUAUUCCAAAGGCAAGAUUAAUGCUGUGUAGAGGGUUUAGGUUUUGAAGGCAGAAGUUUGAAACUUACUUGCACGAUUAGUACCGGCCAAAGGAGAGGGUAUUUAAACUGAAGAUGUAUUUAAAUAACUGGUAUCAGCUUUAAGAAUAAGUUUGAAAAGGGACAGCAGCUUUAACAUGGAAGGAAAUCAGGAGCUGCUUCAUGAAUUCAAGUGCCAGCUGCUUCUGCCCUUCCCAAAGCAAGCUAGGAAUUAUGGCACCACCUGCUGGGAGCACAGUGCCACUACAGCUCACUUUAUCCAGUGUGGAAGCAGUUGUGUGGCCACUUCUCGUUUCUUUAGUGUUUUCUGUUAUGUCUAUGCAGCGAGGGUUGGAACCCUUCAUAUUACAAUGCUUUUCUUUAAAUGCUUUCAUUUUUGUGAAUGUAGUGCUUGUGAACGGUCAAGGACAGUGAUAGGAGCUGCACUCGGGUCCCAUGAGAUCCGUGUUGCAUCUGUCAAGUUAAAACUAGAGCUAUCAUUUAGCAUGAAGACAUAUAUCCCCAUGGCCUACAUUCACUGUACAUGCAUGAAUUUUCUAAAGCCUGUCCUAAAGAAUGUCCUGACCACUUUUAAUCACAAUUAGAACAGUGGAUCUCUAGAGAGCUGUAAAAAAUAGUAAUGUGACAGGCAGGGAUGGAUAAUAGCAGUGAAGAAAAUGGAUUUCAAAACAUUGGCUAGCACGCCUUUUGAUGAUGAUUUUUAUUUUGUUUUAUUUUUAAGUGAAGUCCGCAACUUUUUUUUUUUUUAAUUUUAGUUUUUUAGUACAUUUAUAUCUGAUCAACAUCAUGCCACAAAAACACAGCCUUAGAAAUAGGUUUGAAUAAGAAGCUACCUUAAUGUAAGACAGAGACCGUGUCGGAGCCGCGAGAGCCAUAGAAAGAGAAUCGUUAUAGAUGUAGUUAUAAAUCAUGUCAUCUGUACAAGCCAAUCGAAGAACUGUUUAAAUGCACGUGAGCACUGUGUGUGUGUGUGUGUGCGCGCGUGCAUGCGUGUGUGUUAAUAUCCACUGGGUCUCCGUGUUUAAUGUAGAAUCAUGAUUUCUUUGUAGGCUGUAUACAGACCCCGUUCCGGUCCUGCACACACGAGGCAAUGCUAGUGCGCUGCUGUUCAGUAGGAUCAGGUAGAACUACAGUACAGCAAUACUGUCUGUAUCUGAUCAAGGUAUACCAUAGCAGCCUUUUAUCAGAGGCAGGGUUGGUGUAGAGAACAGUCUUUCAAGUCCUGGCGUGAUAUUUGGAGCAAAUCCAAGAGCACCUCACUGUGAAUGUGAAUAUCUAAACCCUUACCCACUGUUGCACUGUAUAUAGUACUCUAUGAAGGGGGUGAUAACAGUGAUAUCGGGGAGAGAAAAGUCAUGGUUAUUGAUUCCCCAUGCAGAGAUUGCAUUGUGUUUUUGCAUCCACGGUCAUGUUGCAUGAGUUGAAUGAAAGUGAUGAGAAUUGCCUUAGCCAUAGAAAUGUGUUAAACCCAGGCCUGUCCUCAGUGUUUAGGGGUAGCUUACUUGUGAAGUUCACAUUAAAUAAUAUUUAAAUAUUGACGUGAUCUAAAAGAACACACAUGGGGACAGUGACCCCACGGAAUAUCAGGACCUGCCAAAUCGUGACUGCUUGCAUGGAAUAAAUGACACUGUUUUAUAAACUCUGCAGUUAUAACUGCAUUGCUUCCAACAGUGCAAUUGCCCAGUGGGAUCAAAUCAGCUCAACCUAUUUCUUUGUUGAUUAUGCACUGCUGCUAGUUUAGCAAUGUGCCUCAUGACAGGGUCUCUGCACCUGUACUUUGGGACCUGCUAUAAACAGUGAGGACAGGUUAAGGUUUUCAGCUGAGCCAUUGUUCAGCACCCAUAAUGUAUUGACAUCCUCAAAGCACAGACUCCAAGGAUAUUCUCAAAGCAUUUACCACCAAUAUUUUGUGAAAAGAACUAGGAAGAAUUGUGCAUGCUAAUGAAAGAACUAGGAAGAAUUGUGCAUGCUAAUGAAAGAACUAGGAAGAAUUGUGCAUGCUAAUGAAAGUGACACUUGUUUCAAAGCUGUGUCUGCGUUUUGCGUGCUUUGUGGUUGAUGGGCCAGUUAAUUGACCCUCUCCUUGUUUUGUUUGACAAUCCCUGUUAAUAACCCAUUUCCCCCCAUAAUGUAUGGAUUAUGUGCAUUAUAACAAGGACCAAAUGCAUCUUUCUGAGCUGUCUUUAUUUGUUGUUGUUGUCCAAACCCGAUUCUGUAGAUUAGAAAGUUCACUGCACUCUGUCUCCUGUGCUAUUUGCAAUGAUUGCCCUCCCCUCUCUCUGCACAGUAAUACGAAGGCUUCAUAAAGCAGGUUUCUCAUUAAAUACAGAGCUUUCCUGCAAGUCAUUUUCUACCCAAGCGGAGUUCAAUUUGUAAUCCUGUUUGUCUUGAUCUGGUGCAUGGACUGAAACGCAUUGAUCGUUGCAUUUCAUUAAGUUUAGAAAUUAGGCUUUUUGCAUAUUUUUGAAUUUGUACAUUGAGUGUAGAUUAAUUUAGUAUGGAUGCGCUUGAACCUAAAAAAAUGAUCUUGAGCGUUAAUUUGACACCUUGUUUGUGACUUGCAUAAUUAUUUAGUCAUGAUUACAUGAAGCUUGGCUAAUUUAAUUCAGAUCUAAAAUUCAGAAGAGCUAGUUUUGCAUCAUAAGGACGCUAUAGUGGGCUCCAAAGAUGAAUCAGACACAUUACCAUCAAUUCAGUAUUCAUAGUUCUACUGUAUAUGCAGUGGAAAUGACACACUGUGCUAAUUAACUCAUUUGUGUCAAGCUCUUUACAGGGCAAGUGUACAAGUAACAGCAAAUUAAAAUGCUGUACACUGCAGCAAGACUGCUAAUGCAGGAGGCCACAGCUGGCAGAGAGAACAAUGCCAUUUAAACCCAGAGAGACUGAAUAACUGUUGGUGCAAAAUCCUGAAGGAUCACAAGCAAACUGAAAAUGACAUGAUUUGCCAAUGUGUGACGGCAGUUACCUUAAAGAACAAUAUGCAUGUAAUGCUGCUCUUCACAACAAGCAGUAUACUAGACGUGAUAGGAAUGUGGCUUUAAUCAAAUUCAGCCACGUUUGGAAAAUGAUUGCACAGUGAGAUCAGGGAACCUGUUGAACAAGCACUGUGAUGCAAACAAAAGUUUUCAAAUUUUAAAAAGAUUGUGUAUAAUUCUUAAACAAAUACUGGUGAUAACAUGGUUAUGAAAUAUAAUUUAAAAUAACAAUAUAUACUGGCCAGACCAUUAGUAAGUUCAAAUGCACUCAAUUCUAUGCAUUUCUUGGUUAAACAAAUGUAAGUAGGUAAAACUAAGGCUUUAACCUACACUCCUUACCUUUGAUUCACAUUAGACCAGAACCAGCUCACUGAUAGCCAUGCAAGUUGUUCUUCUGGAGCUCCAGCUCACUGGUCCUGUGCAAGCUGUUCCUCUGGAGCUCCAGCUCACUGGUCCUGUGCAAGCUGUUCUUCUGGGGCUCCAGCUCACUAGUCCUGUGCAAGCUGUUCUUCUGGGCUCCAGUUCACUGGUCCUGUGCAAGCUGUUCUUCUGGAGCUCCAGCUCACUGGUCCUGUGCAAGCUGUUCUUCUGGGGCUCCAGCUCACUGGUCCUGUGCAAGCUGUUCUUCUGGGUCUUUGCUUAAGUUUUGAUUUUUUUUACUUUAAUUUUGCUUAACUACUGCUUUCUGGUGCCUAAUUACUUCCUGUGCUGUAGGUCACACGGUUUGAAGGGAGACAGACUGAACAGGAAGUUAUUAUUAGGUUGUUUAAUAAUAUUUAGUAAUUCUAAAAAGAACAUUUUGUUACUAAGUGUCUUUUUAACAUCACUGAAAUAAAUUGCACCAGGAAUCAGCUGCUUGUCUUUAGUAUUGUACAGAUAUGGCAAGAAAUAUUUUUUCAGGUGCUAACGGGUUAGGCUGGAUUUAAAAUGAAUGUACAGCUGAUUGGGGCUGUUUUUCUGUGUGCCUUUUUUCCAGUUUAAGAUAUGUAUCUAACACACUAAAUUGGAAUUUCAACAUUGCUCCAGAAGUUACGUAUAUAUUCAUAUUAUUAUUGAUCAGAGGACCGAAUGAAACGUCUGUGUAUCAUUUAGUGGAGGAAAAAAUGAUGAGCCUUGAAAACGAGCGCUUGUGAUUGGUCUGUGGGUGCAGAAUGAACUGGAAUUCCUGUGAUCCACAAUACCAGAGCACUGUGCUGGAGUGCCUGCUGGGGUGUACCCUACACCCUUGUUGAUCCAUGAUCACAUACUGUAUGCAAUGAAAGAGGAUGAGAAGAACAAUGAUCAGUGUUGUAACCUGUCUUGUAUGUUAUUGGCUGGAAAUCGUGAUUAUGUUAUGAUUAUUUUUUUUGAAUGCCUUUUCUGUACAAAGCAAGGCUUUUUAUUAAGAACAAUCAAUAAAUGUGAAGAUGA
This is a messenger RNA of Acipenser ruthenus (sterlet), 5181 nucleotides long. Its product is annotated as synaptojanin-2-binding protein-like. The record is from RefSeq and is a predicted model, not a curated record. The coding region runs from base 171 to 614 and encodes 147 amino acids. Gene Ontology annotation, molecular function: protein binding. The transcript is spliced from 4 exons. NCBI's taxonomy places the organism in Eukaryota, Metazoa, Chordata, Actinopteri, Acipenseriformes, Acipenseridae.